[Candida] anglica is the source of this 712-nucleotide messenger RNA. NCBI's taxonomy places the organism in Eukaryota, Fungi, Ascomycota, Pichiomycetes, Serinales, Debaryomycetaceae. The record is from the annotation of a GenBank genome assembly.
ACGAUAUUUAUAUCAACAAUGGUUCAAUCUACCUUGAUAUAUAGAUAUGAUGCCUUGCCACUUUGUGGAUCUGUAGAUGAUAGCAAUGAUCCAGCCCUUGUUGAACAAAAAAAGAAAUGUAAGAUAAUCAUCAGUAGGGUGACUCCAAACCUGGAGCCACAAGCCACGCUUGAAUCCGGAGCCUACAACAUCCACUAUCUCAUUGAUAAUUCAAUUAUUUAUUUAUGUAUUUGUGAAAAGUCUUACCCACGUAAAUUGGCAUUUUCAUACUUGUCAGAAAUUUCUCAUGAAUUCCAACAUUCACAUGGUCAAGAAGCGUUAUCUAAUGCAGCCAGACCGUUUGGAUUCAGCUCGUUUGAUACCUUUUUGGGCAAGACAAAGAAAGUAUAUCUGGACCAAAGAGCACAAUCCAACCUUGACAGAUUAAAUAAUGAUUUAGCAGAUGUCAAGAAAGUAAUGACGAAAAAUAUUGAAGAUUUACUCUAUCGUGGAGAUUCACUUGAUAAAAUGAGUGAUUUAUCUUCGAGCUUACGUAACGAUUCUAUCAAGUAUCGUAAACAUGCUCAAAAGAUUAAUUUUGAUGCAUUGAUAAGACAAUACGUUCCAAUUGUUGGAGUUGGAUUAUUUUUUGUAUUCAUAGUGUGGUAUUGGUUUUUAAAGUAGAGAGAAUAGGAGAUAUGAGAGAAUAAAUAAAGGUACCAAUAUAUAAAUA